Messenger RNA from Aphanomyces astaci, 501 nucleotides. RefSeq lists its product as hypothetical. The coding region runs from base 18 to 467 and encodes 149 amino acids. Lineage: Eukaryota; Oomycota; Saprolegniomycetes; Saprolegniales; Verrucalvaceae. The record is from RefSeq and is a predicted model, not a curated record. The transcript is spliced from 5 exons.
UUGUCUGUCCUACCAACAUGCAGCGCGUGGUGUCGACCAAGGCGAUCCAAACGAGCGGUGUGAAAGCGGAGCAAGACCCAAGUGACUUGCGCGAUGCGGAAAUUGAGCUGACGGACGAGAAGGAUGGAGCAUGGGCGGAAGGCAAGGCCCCUAUUGUCCUCAUCACCAAGUUUCUGGGGUUGCUCGAAGAUGAAGAAACCGAACUGGCCAUCGAGUUGGCUCAACAGAUCCUUGGGUUUGAACCAAGCAACCAGUUGGUCACAAGCCUUUUGAAAGCACUGCACCUCAAGCUCGUGGUCGACCAGCAAGAGCACGCGACAGACGAAGGAAGUGGUGACGACAACUCUGAUGACGACUCGUCCGACGAAGAGAGCACCGACAACGAAGAUGACGAUGACGAGCAUCCUGACGACGCAGCUGCCGCGGAGGCGCUGGCCACCGAACAUGCCCGCGACGUCGAGUUGUAAUAACCAACCACCACUCUGGCACAGGGUCUGUAAU